GCGCGCGGGUGUAGUCAGGAGGAAAUGGUAUGCAGCUCAGCCUGCUCUCUUCCUCCUCCUCCUCCGGGUCCCGUAGCGAUCCUCCUGUCUGUUGCUAUACGCACAGACAGCAGCCCGUUUUAAAGUGAAACACGGAGCUCUGAGGUACUCGUCCUGGACCUCUCUCCUCCCGGCAUGCCCCAGCGAGGCGGCUAAAAACGGUUACCGGCUGACGAUGGCUUCGGUGCGGGCGGUGUGCAAAGUUGCGACGGGACUCGUGGGAAGUGUUCAGACCCUACGCUGCGGUCUCAGACCCGCUCGCCCGGUUACAUUUCUACACCAGGUUCAGCACAGAAGGCCUUCACUUGGAAGUUAUCCAGCUCUUUUCUACGCUACAAAUGCUCCCUCUAGUGCAGCUGCAUCUUUGAAGUACAAACAUGGGCGUUUGGUUCUGGAAGUCCCCUUGCCAUCCAGGAAUGAGAAGUGUCUGUUUUUUUUAAGGCCCAUGUUGAUGAGCGUGGGCGACUUGAUCGGCGAGCUGCAGAAAGAGGACCCAGGAGCUACCGCCUCAGUUCUCUCUAAAGAUGGGGAGCGCAUUGCCAACAGCACGCUGAUCGAUGCCCUGCUGGACAAGGACUUUCAGCUUGUCAUCAACAAUGCAGUUUAUAAUAUCUGCGCUCCUGAAAGGGUGUGUGCAUCUGCUGAGCACGCUAUGGAGCUGGAGGACAUGAAACAUGUCGUGCACCUGCUGCACACGGCGCUCCACCAGCCCGAACACCAGCUGCUGAAGGAGAGGGAGCUCCUGGAGAAACUGGACAACCUCAAACAGGAGCUUUCUCCUCUGGAGAAGAUGAAGGCAGACCUGUCCGGUAAAGCAGACUUCCAGACAUCCAGGGCUCUGUAUGUUGGCCUGGCGCUGCUGUCCGUGCAGGGCGGCGCCCUGGCCUGGCUCACCUGGUGGGUCUAUUCGUGGGACGUCAUGGAGCCCGUCACGUAUUUCAUCACCUACUCGACCAGCAUGGCAGCUUUCGCCUACUAUAUCCUCACCAAACAGGAUUAUGUAUACCCAGACGCCCAGGACAGGCAGUUCCUGCGUUAUUUUUAUAAGGGGGCCAGGAAAAAGAGAUUCAACGUGGAAAAAUACAAUGAACUCAAAGACAAGCUGGCCCAGGUGGAGGAAGACCUGAGGCGUCUGAGAUAUCCAACCCAACUCCAGCUACCAAUUGAACAAAUCCAGCCAAAGCCAUAAAUGAAGCCAAGCCAUGAAUGAUGGUCCCUCAAACUUUAACAGAGGAAAAACAAAACUAAUUUUCCUGCUUUAUUUUGAUAAUAGCAUCUUUUUAUCUCAAAUCCAUGAAAUUGUUUUCUUUAAGUAUUAAUAAUGAUGCCAAUUAUAUAUCAAAAGAAAAAAAAAUAGAACAAAGAUUGACUGCUAAUGAAAUGAAAUGUUUCCCAAACCUCA
This is a messenger RNA of Haplochromis burtoni (Burton's mouthbrooder), 1441 nucleotides long. RefSeq names its product mitochondrial calcium uniporter dominant negative subunit beta. NCBI's taxonomy places the organism in Eukaryota, Metazoa, Chordata, Actinopteri, Cichliformes, Cichlidae. Bases 215 to 1228 code for a protein of 337 amino acids. Gene Ontology annotation, cellular component: uniplex complex; mitochondrial inner membrane. Gene Ontology annotation, biological process: calcium import into the mitochondrion; mitochondrial calcium ion homeostasis. Gene Ontology annotation, molecular function: calcium channel inhibitor activity. The record is from RefSeq and is a predicted model, not a curated record. The transcript is spliced from 8 exons.